AGUUAACUUACUUUGGUAGUUGUAAAUAAUAAUGUCUCUGAGGAAUUGCAGCACUGGCCCUUCAGAACACCACGGGAGUCAUGGAGACUCGUUUUUAUUCACUUCCGAGUCAGUUGGUGAAGGCCAUCCAGAUAAAAUGUGUGACCUCAUUAGCGAUACCAUCCUCGAUGCUCAUUUAAAACAAGACCCGCGGGCAAAGGUAGCAUGCGAGACUUUUGCAAAAACUGGUAUGGUUCUGGUUGGCGGAGAAAUUACAUCUACUGCCGUUGUGGAUUACCAAAAAAUAAUUAGGGAAACAAUCAAAGAGAUUGGAUACGAUGAUUCAGAAAAAGGCUUUGACUACAAAACUUGCAAUGUUUUAAUUGCGUUGGAAGAACAAAUUGAUGAAAUCGCUGAUGCAGUUCAUAGAGAGAGGGAUGAUGAUAAUAUUGGGGCUGGUGAUCAAGGCCUAAUGUUCGGAUAUGCAACUGACGAAACCGAAGAAAUGAUGCCAUUAACUGUAGUUCUCGCUCAUAAGUUGAAUCAAAAAUUAUCUGAACUACGUCGUAACGGAUCUUUACCAUGGUUACGACCUGACUCAAAAACACAGGUUACUGUUGAACAUCAGGUAGUGGAUGGAGCAAUUAUACCCUUACGCGUUCACACAAUUGUUAUUUCCGCACAACAUGCUCCGGAUGUCGAGAUAUCUGAACUGAGAAAAGAAAUUAUGGACAAGGUUGUCAAGGUGGUUGUUCCGAGCAAAUAUUUGGACAAUAAAACUGUUUAUCACAUUCAACCAUCAGGAAAGUUUACUGUUGGUGGGCCUCAGGGUGAUGCAGGUUUAACAGGGCGGAAAAUCAUAGUGGAUACGUAUGGAGGAUGGGGUGCACACGGCGGAGGAGCUUUUUCGGGUAAAGAUCCGACAAAGGUUGACAGAUCAGCAGCUUAUGCAGCUAGAUGGGUGGCGAAAUCAUUGACAGCGGCAGGAAUCUGCAAACGUUUGCUUGUUCAGGUGGCAUAUGCUAUUGGCAUUGCACAACCUAUGGCAGUGUACGUGUACAGUUACGGAACUUCUAAAUAUACGGAUAAACAACUGCAUGAUAUUGUUUUGCAUAAUUUUGAUCUCAGACCUGGACAUAUAAUUAAAGAACUCAAGUUAAUGCAGCCGAUAUUCAAAAAUACAUGUGCUUACGGACAUUUUGGCCGAGGGGGAUUUUCCUGGGAGAUUCCAAAAUCUAUUGCUUUACCAGAAGGACUCGAAUAAAUAUUAUUUGUGAAUGGCAUCCAGUCAGCAGAGAUUUUGACAAUUCUGGAACUAUAUUCAAAUAUUUUCUGAGUUUGUGCAGAUAAAAUGAUGUUGAUUUAAUUUACUUAAAGUGAAAUUUUGUUUGAAAUAUCGUAAAAAUCUUUGUAGGGUGUACAAAAAUAUUUGUAGGGUGUACUAGAUGGAUUACUUUUAUUGUACAAAAUGAUUGUGCAGAAAAAUAACCAGUUCUCAUACUAAUUACAACAAAUUCUGAUAGCUUUCAUUUGAUUCAAUACUACAAUUAAUAUCUAUGCAAUUGAAUAAAUUCUCCUGAAAUACCUGCAGAUGUGUGCAUAAGGUA
This is a messenger RNA of Styela clava, 1586 nucleotides long. RefSeq names its product S-adenosylmethionine synthase-like. Lineage: Eukaryota; Metazoa; Chordata; Ascidiacea; Stolidobranchia; Styelidae. The record is from RefSeq and is a predicted model, not a curated record. Gene Ontology annotation, molecular function: methionine adenosyltransferase activity; ATP binding. Gene Ontology annotation, biological process: S-adenosylmethionine biosynthetic process.